Penaeus monodon (black tiger shrimp) is the source of this 346-nucleotide messenger RNA. Its product is annotated as cuticle protein AM1199-like. The transcript has 2 exons. The coding region runs from base 17 to 328 and encodes 103 amino acids. NCBI's taxonomy places the organism in Eukaryota, Metazoa, Arthropoda, Malacostraca, Decapoda, Penaeidae. The record is from RefSeq and is a predicted model, not a curated record.
GGCGUUGUCCUGCCUGAUGGCCGCCGUGGCCGCCGCCCCUCAGAUCACUCGACCCAACCUUCUGGAUCGACCUUUCGUCGCCAUCCUGAGGGACGAUCGACAGGAUCUGGGCGACAGAGCUUUCAGCUACGCCUUCGAAGCCGCCAACGGAAUCCGCGAGUCCCGUGUGGGCUACCCUGGGUCCAAGGGCCAGACUAAUAUGCAAGGAUCUUACAGGUUCCCCCUCGACGACGGCACCAUCGCCGAGGUUCGCUUCGUCGCCGAUGAGUUCGGAUUCCGCGCCGGUUCCUCGCUCCUCCCCAUCCCCUAUCCCCACCUCGCCCACUGAGCAGAUUCGCGUCACCGA